Nothobranchius furzeri (turquoise killifish) is the source of this 2899-nucleotide messenger RNA. RefSeq names its product ribosomal RNA processing 1 (gene rrp1). Gene Ontology annotation, cellular component: nucleus; preribosome, small subunit precursor. Lineage: Eukaryota; Metazoa; Chordata; Actinopteri; Cyprinodontiformes; Nothobranchiidae. Gene Ontology annotation, biological process: rRNA processing. The record is from RefSeq and is a predicted model, not a curated record.
UGUACGUCAUCGGUUCGCGCCGGAAAGAGAAAGGAGACCCAGCAGCUGAGCGUCCACGUGAGAGCUAGUAAGCAUGGCGUCGCUUCAGGAACCUGAAGUUCUGCUGGCACAAAGACUAGCCUCUAAUGAAAAGGCGAUUCGGUCCAAGGCCAUAAAGAAACUGAGGAAAUACAUCGUUGUUCGUUCUCAAAACGCGUCAGGUGGAUUCAAACCAGAUGAGCUGCUCAAGCUGUGGAAGGGUCUCUUCUACUGCCUGUGGAUGCAGGACAAACUGUUGCUGCAGGAAGAGCUGUCUAAUCAGAUCUCCACCCUCAUCCACCACUUCCACCACACAGACCAACAAUUACUGUACAUGGAGAGCUUCCUGCAAACUCUUAAGAGAGAGUGGACCGGUAUCGACAGGCUGCGGAUGGACAAGUUCUACCAGGUGGUUCGCUUCAUGUUCAGGCAAAGCUUUGAGGUGUUGAGGAGACAGAGCUGGGAGAGCAGUGUGGUGGCCAGGUUCCUGCAGCUGCUGACGUCCCACCUGCUGCAGGCGGACAGCGGGGCUCCCUCUGGGUUGCAGUUACACAUCUUGAAUCUCUACUUGUCUGAGCUGGCAGCUGUUGGUGCAGCAGAGCUCACUGCCGACCAGAACCUGAUGUUUAUUGAACCGUUCUGCAAGACUGCUGCAAAAACCAAGAAUCGGAUGCUGCUCAGUGCCAUCUGCAGCUCCAUCUUCAGCACCAUCAUUGACCAGGCUCCAUUUGCUGUGGAGGAUCUGAUGAAGGAGGUGAACAGCUCUGACUCUGGACAGGCAUCAGAGGAAGAGGAUGGAUGUGAAGAAGAUAAGACGAGCAGCAAAGCAGUCUGCAGGAGAAGAUCGGGGAGGCAGAUCGAUGGAAACAAACCAAACAAUGAUGAGGAGGAGGAAGAUGAUCUGAGUCACCUGGAGGACUCUGACUCUGAGUCGGCGCACGAAGACGUGGGACCUGUCCUGCAGUUCGACUUUGCUGCUGUGGCACAAAAGCUGUUUGAGUUGGCCAGUCGGAGCAACACACCGGGACACAACCGGAAGAAACUCUACAAAAUCAUCAAAGUGCUCCGUGACCUCAGUGAAGGUGUGUUUCCUCAGGAUGAAUACCCAGAGGAGGUUUCCACAGACGAGGACGACGACAUGUUCGGCUCCAGGAAAAGGAUGAAGAGAUCAGCUCACAGGGAGACUGAGGAAGAAGCAUCAGUGACAAAGAAGAGAAAGGAAAUGGAGGAAUUCGGCAAACCAAACAACGCUGAUUCUGUAGAUGAAGCAGUGAGCAACGCCAAGGAGAAGAAACAGAAGAAGAAGAAACAGAAGAAGAAGAAGAAGAAAGCUGAGAAUGAGGAGAACAAAGGCAUUCUAGAAUGCACACAAGAGCCAGCUACUGAAGCACAUCUGCAGAGCUCCUCCCCAUCCUCAGAGAGCCCAUCAGAACCGCAGCCUCCAGCCAGGGUCACAGAGCCCAGCAUCUCCAGUGGGAAGAAGAAGAUGAAAGGAAACGUUUGUGUUUCCGGAGGAUCAGAGGGACUACAGGAGCAGCAAAGCUUCACGGCAGCAGAGGCUCCAGUCCUGGUGAAGAAGAAGAAGAAGAAGAGCCUUCCAGCUGAGGCAGAUGAGCAGAUAACACCACCUGAUGCUGCUGCUCCAAGUCCUGCCAAGAGCAAACAGAAAGGUCGAAAGGUGAAGUCCUUUGAACAGCUGGUGGGUGCUGACAGUGUCUCUGAAGACGUCAAACCAGCAGUCUGUCCUGAGUCACCAGCUGUUGUUGAGAGAACGUCAGCCAAGAAGUCACGCAGGAAGAAGAGUCCUGCUGGGGAGCAGGAGGUCCCCGUGGGUGCAGAUGGGGGGGAAGCAGGAGCAUCAGAGGCUGACGGUGCUCCAACACCACAGAAGAAGAAGAAACGGAAAAGAUCAGCUGCUGCAGGAGAGAAGGCUGAAACAGACCCAGAGAAGAAGAAGGGCCCAAAGCUGAACUGGAGCCCGCUGCACAUGGACACAGAACCCGAUGUGGUCACACCUGCCAGGACAACACCAACGAAGAAGAGGAAGAAGAUCCCUGUGGAGUUUGAGUUUGAGGCAGAUGAGCUGGAUGUGACUGCACCUGUCGGUGACAUCACAGGAGCAGGAGUCAACAGUACCGAGGACGUCUGCACGCCAGCCACUCCUUUGAGACAAAAAAAGUUACAGAAGAAGACUGUGGGCGCUUCAGGAAGUGACUUCAUCACCUUCAGUAGCAAAGCCCGAGUCCCAAAGCUGCUGUUCUGUAAGAGCAGCCGGCGCCCAAACACACCGCUGCCCAGCAAGAAGAAAAAACAAACUCCCAAAUCAGAACCUAAGAAGGUGACUUUUGGGCUCCGGAAUAAUAAGACUGCUGAGUUCAGGAAGACUGACCGAAGUUUGUUGCUGAGCCCAGAAGGCUCGUCACGAGUUCCCUUCGACCCAAAGCAGAAACCCAAAUGUGGGGUCCUAAAGUCCCAGACCCCCCCGGGAACCAGGAGUUUGAGGGAGACUCCCGACGGCAGCAAAAAGACUCCGAGAGGAGCGGCCAAAGGCCGACCCCUGGCAGCAGACUUUUUCUAACCAGACGUGUUUUAGUAGUCAUGCAGCUUGUUCUGGUUUUAUCACAUGUUGAAACUGAUCAGUUUGUUUUAAACAACAGAAGGCUACAGGGCGGCAGACCGCGGUCGUACUUUUACCAUAACCUCAUCACUAAACUAGAGUAAAUGUUUAGUGUUUCUCUGUUCAUCAGGCGAACCUCCAGUAGAACUUCCCUUGUGUUCAACAGGAAGUCCGUUUGGACCGCUUUAGUUCUGGAUUUCAUCAGGAUUUUGUAUCGGUGCAGCAUUUUUUACUCAUGAAGAAUAAAAAUAUAUUCUAUCCGUA